Boeremia exigua is the source of this 1128-nucleotide messenger RNA. RefSeq lists its product as uncharacterized. The transcript has a single exon. The record is from RefSeq and is a predicted model, not a curated record. Bases 1 to 1128 code for a protein of 375 amino acids. NCBI's taxonomy places the organism in Eukaryota, Fungi, Ascomycota, Dothideomycetes, Pleosporales, Didymellaceae.
AUGGAUGCGCGAGGGGGCCCGCCUGCGAUCCGGUCACUGCACCUGCUGCGCUCGCUGCUGCGCGAGGCCUCGUACCUGCCCGACGCCGCCGCCCGCGACUACUUCCGCCGUUACAUCGUCGCCCGUUUCAAGGCCUAUCAGCCCUCCGCCAACGGGACCGCCGCCUUCGACGUGCACGCCGUUGCGAAGUACCGCCACCGCGCCUUCAAGCGCCGCCAUACGGGCAUCAUCAAUGCGCGAGUGGCCCAGCAGCAGCGCGUCGCGCACAAGGGGCUGAAUUUCUUGAGGCGCGCCAACCAGGGCGAGGGCCCUUGCAUUCAGAGGGUGCUGUGGGCUGCCUAUGGCCGUCUCGGCCGGCGCAAGCAUGCUCUGCUGGGCGACCUGCUGAAGCCCGACCCGCUGUGGCCCGAGGGCACGCCGCCGCUGCAGCAGCUCUACCGCAGCAGCCUGCAAUGUCUGCAGUACUUCGAAGCCCCCGUCGCCCGCGACGGCAUCAACACCAUCAACAUCUCGCGCCAGUACCCUCGUCUGCGCGCUAUCGUCACCUCCCAAGUGCAGAAUGAGCGGGCCCUGGGCCGAGAGAUCAAGCGCCCGCACCUUAGGACGCCCGUGUUGAACAUCUGGGAGCGGCCAAUGCCCCUCAAGCGCGCAGCGAACAACGUGCGCCGCUGGUACGCCGAGACCAUGACGCGCCUGCUCCCAGCACUGCCCGCCGACGAGUGGGACAGCAUCGACGCCAUGAGCACCGGCCGGCAGCGGAUUGCAUUCGUACCGCGACGUAGGACGGUCGGUUCCGUAUCCGAGGAGCGCAGUCUCGAGCAGAUGGUGCGGCACAGUCUUGCAAUGGGCAAGCCCAGCAAAGCAGAUAGGCGGCAGGGCAUGGAUCGGCCGCGCGCCUUUUCCGCCCGCUACAUGCAGCGGCUGUACUCACGGCUCCUGGCACUUUCGUGCAAGCUCGAGUAUGACGAGGUACGCAAGCAAUGGACCGCUGUUUGGGGACAGCCCAAGGCGAGCAGACCUGCAAGCCACGCUGCUCCGGUCGACGACGCGCUUUUCAGCGGUGUUGAUGUAAGAGGUCGCGUCACCAAGGCCGAGCAGCAUGUCACGCCAGGUCGCUCAUCCAAAUAA